Messenger RNA from Penicillium nucicola, 2376 nucleotides. Its product is annotated as glycosyltransferase. The coding region runs from base 1 to 2376 and encodes 791 amino acids. The record is from RefSeq and is a predicted model, not a curated record. The transcript has 12 exons. Gene Ontology annotation, biological process: carbohydrate metabolic process. Gene Ontology annotation, molecular function: UDP-glycosyltransferase activity; hexosyltransferase activity. NCBI's taxonomy places the organism in Eukaryota, Fungi, Ascomycota, Eurotiomycetes, Eurotiales, Aspergillaceae.
AUGGAGAAGAAAGAAAAAGUUGAUCUGCCCGAAGACGAGUAUAAGUCUGACAGCGAUUCGAUAUUCCAAGAGCCACCUCCGACCUAUGAUUCAGUCUGCAGUGACUUUUCGUUGGAACCGCCGCCAUUCACAGAUGAAAAGGCCUCUUUGGCAUCUGUCGAAGAAAAUGGCCGAUUCAGUAUCAAUCUGAGCGCAGGGCCCCGGACAUCGGCUAUCAUUCAAGAGCUAUAUCGACCAAUGCAGCGGCCAAGGCUUGUAAAUGUUGCCCCAACAGAGACCGAUAUUCCUGAAAAGUCAGAGCCGGAGCAUGUUGAAAGCACAACAGAAAUAAGUGUCAUCUCUAUGGAUAUCGUGCUGAUGCUCGUUGGUAGUAGAGAUGAGAUCAAGGCAUGCGCCGUAAUUGGCCAGAGAUUACGCGAACAAGGCCAUCGAGUGCGGGUUGUAACGCACUCAAUCUUCAAGUCACUUGUCAUGAAACUCGGCUUGGAGUUCUUUUCCUGCAGUAGCAGUGCUGAACAUCCCAUUGCGAAGCAAGACUCGGGUCUCAUGCCUGGGUUGAGGAGCUCAAAGAGGCAAGAGGUUUUGAGAAGCAACAAGCUCCUUCUAGAGACGUUGAAAGGAUGUUGGACUGCUUGCACACAUCCAGGCUGGUGGAAAGACAGGCCAUUCCUUGCAGAUGCGAUCAUCGCGACGCGACUGGCGCAUGCGCACAUACAUUGUGCUGAGCGACUAAACAUUCCGCUACAUAUCAUGUCUACUUCUCCAUGGACUCACACUCGGCACUUCGCCCAUCCUUUGGCUCAUUUCAAUGCUCCGAAUGAAGUGGAACAGGAAGUCCAGAACUACCUUUCUUAUACUCUAAUCGAAGAGUCUGUUUGGCAAGAAUGCUAUCAUGUCGUUGAUCAUUUCCGUCGAGCUAUUCUAGGACUGCCUGGACUGCCUAGUAAUGGCGGAGGCGCAGUUUUGAGGGAGUUUAAUGUUCCUCAUACUUACCUUUGGUCCUCGGCCCUGUUACCUGCGCCGCAGGAUUGGGAAAGUGAAAUCAAUAUUGCCGGUUAUAUACCGACCAUCACGCAUGAUAUCCCGUACAAUCCGCCAAAUGAUUUGGUGCAGUUCCUUGAGUCUACACCGGCACCCAUCUUUGUAUCGCUAGACAUCACGCUUCUGAAGAACUCGGAGAGAUUCGUUCGUUGCUUGAAAGAGACUUCAGAGAAAUUCGGCCUCGCAUUUCUUUUGCCGAGUACAUUCCACCCCCUGAGUGGGAUCACGGAAGACUCCAAGCUUUUUGUCCUCCAUGACGUUCCAAUGGAGUGGCUCAUGUCAAAGGUUUCUGUGGCCUUCACGCAUGGAGAUUCUCGUACGAUAUCGAUGGGACUUCGACACGGCGUACCUAUGAUUUCAGUCCCGCUUCUAAGAGAUCAACCCUUCUGGUCAACAGCGAUAUCGAAAGCAGGCCUGGGCCCACUGCCUCUCUACGAGAAAGACUUUUCCUGUGAAUCACUGGUCUCAGCCAUUCGUCAUUGUCUUACACCAGAAGUACGAGAGACUGCGCAAGAUAUUGCAAACAAGAUCGAGAAAGAAGAUGGAGUUACAUCAGCCGUGGCAUCAUUCCAUCGCCAAUUGGACUGGAAUGCCAUGCAAUGCAAUUUCUCCAAAGAUGAUCUGGCUACUUUCAGGAUUCGUGAAAAUCCCAAAGUGCAAUUAUCGUCAGUUGCGGCGGCUAUCCUUCUGAAUGCCAAAGGAGUACGAUGGUCGGAAUUAGAGCUAAUCGACCGACAUCCAUACCACACCUACGAGGAGCCAGCUGAAACGGAAGCCCCAAAGAGUGAGGCUUCUCGUUCGGCAGCCACUAUAACAGUUGGAAAAGACUUGAUCAAAGCCAUCGCCAAACCGACAUUCUCGCAUAUUGCAGAUGCGUACAACGGAAUCGAGAACUAUAGCCAAACAGGAUCUACCGAAAGAUCUAAAAAGAAUAUGGCCGUGGGUGUGGCCAAGAAUGUUAGUUUCGGGUCGGCUGUUUUCCUUGGAAAGAUUGCCAUGUUGCCAUUCAAAACUGUGUACUAUAUGGGCGAGAGUGCGUCCUACGGCGUCAGAAGCCUCCAGGGAACCAAUUCACGACAGCAGGCGAAAGGAAAAGAAAGUCAACAAUGGGAUUCUGACUCGGAAGAAUCCACUUCAAGACCUGCUUCAAGGCCUGCUUCAAGGCCUUCGUCUCAGAGGACCAACUCUGAUGAAACGAUCAGCAGACAUCACGUUGAAAUCAUCAUCAAGCUGCAAAUAGAACGGGGCAGGAGAGACAAGAGGCUCCAAGAUCCCAGCUUUGUUGCUAUGGUGAUCUCUUCUUUUGAAGCUCGUUCUAAAAAGGCUUCGGUGUAA